Molecule: messenger RNA, 774 nt
Organism: Soboliphyme baturini
Lineage: Eukaryota; Metazoa; Nematoda; Enoplea; Dioctophymatida; Soboliphymatidae
Source: the annotation of a GenBank genome assembly
AUGGGAUGCGAUGGUGGUACUAUUCCUCGGAGAGAUGAACUCGUACGAACGAAAAAAAAGCCUGAACAGGUCGAACGCGAUGUUGCGAUCGCAGCUAAAUGGGAGUAUUGCACGUUAAGCCAACAGAAGCUCAGGGAACCGAUCGUAGCCUGUCGGCUUGGAAGGUUGUAUAACAAAGAAGCUGUCCUCGAAGCACUGCUGAAGAAAGGCAGCGGAGUUAUCGAGGGUGCGGAGCAUAUUCAGCAUUUGAAAGACGUAAAAGAACUUAAAUUGACGAGGAAUCCAGCUUACGAUGCCAAUCGAAUUGACAAGGGCGGCGAGUACAGUGACAACAAUAUAGCGCCGUACAUUUGCCCAAUCGUAGGCAUAGAAAUGAAUGGAAAAUAUCGGUUUUGCGUAAUUUGGUCCUGCGGGUGUGUGCUGUCAGAGAAAGCGUUGAAAGAAGUCAAGUCGGAUGGCUGUAAUAAGUGCGGAAAAAGCUACACACCUGACAGCGUGGUAGUCAUUUAUGGCACGGAUGAAGAAGUUAAUUGUUAUAAGGACAGGUUGUGUGCAGCACAAUCUGCUGGUCCUUCAGUUAAACGAAAAGUUCGCGAAGAAGCAUUUGAUUCUGGCCUUCCGUCGACAUCAAAGCAGAACGAUGUAAAAAAAUUUAAAUCAAUUCAGGAGAAUGGCAAAGUCAGUGAAGUGUACAAAUCCUUGUUCACUACGUCGGAAGCCGCCAAGAAUCAUCCCACCGCUCACUGGAUUACGUAUAAUCCGCUGUACUAUUGA